Kwoniella botswanensis is the source of this 597-nucleotide messenger RNA. RefSeq lists its product as uncharacterized. The coding region runs from base 1 to 597 and encodes 198 amino acids. The transcript has 9 exons. Lineage: Eukaryota; Fungi; Basidiomycota; Tremellomycetes; Tremellales; Cryptococcaceae. The record is from RefSeq and is a predicted model, not a curated record.
AUGACUUCUCUUUCUCUUCUCUUCGGUCUCUUCAUAAAUUUGGCUACAGAUCCAACCGAGCCUUCGCCCAUAGGUAAUCCGAUUGCACAAGAUAAUACCGUGCUUGUCGGUGUCAAUUUUGAUUUCUACUACGGUGCUCUCAAUCAAAGUUUCCCUAUCGAAAUCAAUGCUCUUUUAAUAACGACGAUCUUCAGAUCUGAUCGUUCCUCGACUCAUCCCGCAUAUGGCGAAACGAGUACAAAAUCUGACAGAUACAUCAAACGGCACCUACAUCCUACAGCAAUACCUCGCUCAGAGCACUGUCAAGGCGGAAACGAGCAAUAUGCUAAUCGCGACGAAUGUAUGACAUUCCUUAAUGGUCUGCCGCUUGUUCAUUGUCACAGGCUGGGAGAAAACAAUUUCGGUUGUCGAUACCUGCAUAUCCCGAUGUUAUCUUUCAGACCUGAUGUCCACUGUCCUCAUGUCGGUCCAAGUGGUGGUGACAUGUGUGUUCCUAGAAACUACACUGAAGUUGUCAAAGCGGAACACUUCCCACAAGGAUUCGCGGCUACCCCUCUUGAGGAUCGCAGAUCGCAGCUCGCACAAACCCGGUCUUGA